Messenger RNA from Mycena citricolor, 1033 nucleotides. The record is from the annotation of a GenBank genome assembly. Lineage: Eukaryota; Fungi; Basidiomycota; Agaricomycetes; Agaricales; Mycenaceae.
CAUAGGAGCAGAUGAAUAGAAAUAUGAACAGAGGCCGCAAGAAAGUCUAGGCAGUGGCCGGACCCCGUGCCCUGACAGACCAUUCGUGCACAGUUCAGGAUCACCAUCUGGGGUGGCAAAAGUCACAGAGCCAGACGCACUCUCGAAUCCGGCCUCGUGGAGCGUAUUCACGUCAAAAACGCGACAUUCGCAGAUGUGGGAGGCCGGAAAGAACUGCCAGAUCGAUGGCUGGCUGGUAAGGGAGCGUAGAAUUGAGAGGACUGUCGAUACACAGCUCUGCAACAGCGAGGAAAGCGUCCGUGAUCUGACGAGAGGAAGAUCACGAGUGGAGAGCCCGGCGGCCUGCCAGAUUGGGCGACCAGGAUGAGUCCUCAAAGCUGUCUCGAGGUCGUUCCAUAAGAUCCUGAGGAGACACAGGACCAGGUUAGGAUUUGAUUGGAGCGGGAAUCGAGAUCUGUUUAUGACUGUGUCGACUGAGUACAGCCGUAAGCCUGCGGCUCGUCAAAACAGAGCAGCCAAGCAUGCAGGUGGGUGCGCUGAUAGAAACUGCACUUGUUACACGCGCAAUCCUGGCCUGGCUGUGCGUCGAUCGGUGCCCGAGAGGCGGCUCAGUAGUGCGGAAGUUGAAACGCCCUCAGGUGACUGCACUAUCCAAGUGCUGCGGCGGAGGCGGCAGCUGGGGUACGGUUGGCUUGUGCAGGAUGGGGUUCGCAUGAGGAGUACGCACGCGAGAGACUGGUAACAGACACGUCAAGCAGAUAUCUGUAGCAUGCAAGCCAGCGACCUAGCGCGGCGGAGACAAUCGCAGGGUCGAGCAUCGCCUGCAGAGUUGCUUUCGGGGUCUGGUUCGACGGCGUCCUGGGAUAACCCAUCAUUCAGCCAGGACAGUCCACCUGGGUGGAAACUGCGUGGGCCAACACGCAGACGCGCAAACGCGCACUACAGCUAUUUGAUGACAGUCGCCCGAUGUCCACCAACGAUAAUCGCACCCAGCCCCUCGCUCUACUUGCUCGGCCACACCCGCUUCGGGGCC